GGGCGACGCGGCGGUCGCAGACAUGGGCGCUGGGCCUGUGGGGGCACGGAGGGGGCGCGAGGAACAGCCGGGCGGGGCGGGAGAGACGGCUGCCGGGACUGGCCCUCGACGCUGAGCCGCGGUGGGGUGGGGUCCCCGCCGGCGCUGCGAGGGCCUGUGAGCGCCAGCGGGGCGCAUCGGGGGAUCCGGGCAACCGCCGGCCACUUCAGGGAGGACCCCUCGCCUCCGGGCCUGUUGAGAGGAUCGUGUGGGCACAUCGGAGGGUGCGGUGACCCCGUCCGCCACGUUUCGGGGGUCGGGGCGCUUCCGCAGAGACCGCCGCACAUCCUUUGGGACACCUGGGGCCCAGCGUCGCUUCCGUCGAGCCCCGGGGCGCCCCCGGAUGGCUGAGCUGACCCCUCGCUGGCCGCCUGGACGCCGCAGCGGCUGAGCUCGCUGGGAUCGCCGGGCCGCUGCCGCCCUCGCCGCCCCCUGCAUGCCCGGCGCCCGGGUCGCGGCCCACCUGGACGCGCUGGGCCCCCUGGUCCCCUACGUGCCGCCGCCGCUGCUGCCCUCUAUGUUCUACGUGGGCCUGUUCUUCGUCAAUGUGCUGAUCCUGUACUACGCCUUCCUCAUGGAGUACAUCGUCCUCAACGUGGGCCUCGUCUUCCUGCCCGAGGACAUGGACCAGGCGCUCGUGGACCUCGGCGUGCUCUCCGACCCCGGCUCGGGCCUCUACGAUGCCGACUCGGAGCUCGAUGUUUUCGAUGGGUACUUGGAGUAGGGUCUUGACUGCCAUCCCCCCCUCCCCUCCACGAUCCGCAAGCCUUGGCCUGGACCAGCCGCCCAGAUCAUGUCGCUGCUGCUGGUUGGGGGUCCUCCCCAGCUUCCAAGGCCUGCCUGCUCCCUUCAAAAGCUUCGUGCCAACAGAGGGAUGCCCGUUUGCACCCAGGAGUGUGGAAGGAGAUAUGGGGACCGAGUGCCGAGGUUGGGAAGGCAUCUGCCCCCAAAGAAUGGGAAAGGCGAGGGGCAUCCAGAGACCUCUCCUGCCUGCAGCCUCGCACAGACAGCCUGGCCAUGGCUUAUGACUUUUUGCAGUCGCGAUGGAUGUUUACAGGAACCCAGCCAGAGUUUGCCUCCCUGCACUUCACCCCCGACUGCACCUGCUUCCCCCUCUUAACCUUCGGAGAGGACACUUCCAACCGUGCACACACGCAAAAGCGACUCCGUUUGAUGCCAGUUGAGCCUUAAGCCCGGCUGGGUUUAGCCUGAGGCUGGUCUUAGAUUUAGUGACUGUUUUUGGGGAGUGACUCAAAAGAAAGGAGCUGAGGAAGCAUGCCGAGGGCCAAGGGUAGGGUUUUGACUUCAUCAUUUCAGGUUGUUCUUCAUCAAGUUGGCAGAACCAAGAUGCCGUGCUAGGGGAGUGCCACGUUGCUCCUCUGGCCACUAAUAUAUUUUUGAAAAUGUGAGUAGUGUGUAUACUUGAUUUGGACAUACCUGUAAACGCAAUAUUUAGGAGGCUGACUUCUUUUGAUUAAAACAUGUAUGCAACUCUGA
Messenger RNA from Cynocephalus volans (Philippine flying lemur), 1536 nucleotides. It is a transcript of the gene DEXI, whose product is annotated as Dexi homolog. NCBI's taxonomy places the organism in Eukaryota, Metazoa, Chordata, Mammalia, Dermoptera, Cynocephalidae. Bases 476 to 763 code for a protein of 95 amino acids. The record is from RefSeq and is a predicted model, not a curated record. The transcript has 2 exons.